Molecule: messenger RNA, 2483 nt
Organism: Sinocyclocheilus grahami
Lineage: Eukaryota; Metazoa; Chordata; Actinopteri; Cypriniformes; Cyprinidae
Gene: chm
Product: CHM Rab escort protein
Exons: 14
Coding region: 21-1994 (657 amino acids)
Biological process (GO): small GTPase-mediated signal transduction; intracellular protein transport; vesicle-mediated transport
Cellular component (GO): nucleus; cytosol; Rab-protein geranylgeranyltransferase complex
Molecular function (GO): GDP-dissociation inhibitor activity
Source: RefSeq, a predicted model, not a curated record
UGACCGUGUGUAGUUUCAAGAUGGCUGCGGAGGCUCUCCCAUCUCAAUUUGAUGUUGUCAUUCUCGGAACAGGACUCACCGAGUCUGUCAUUGCGGCGGCCUGCUCCAGAGUCGGACAGAACGUUUUGCAUUUGGACAGGAGGAACUAUUAUGCUGGAAACUGGGCAAGCUUCACAUUCAAUGGCCUGCUGUCAUGGAUCGAGGAAUAUAAGAAUCAGCAGGAGGUACAGAUCACAGAGUCGGAGCAAGUAUGGAGGAGCUUGAUUGAUGAGGGAGAGGAUGUGGUGCCUCUCAGUUCUGUGGAUUCCUCUAUUUCCAACUUAGAAGUUUUCUGUUAUGCCAGUGAGGAAGAAGAGAAAGAAGAGGAAACGAAGGCCCCGUUAACAAGCUGUCAGCCCGUGAAUGCUGAGACUGUAUCAGAAGAGACCACCGGGGACCCUACAGAGGCUCAAGACACAGUUACAGGUGAUGACACCACAGCAUCCGAUGCUAAGACGCAGAACGAGGAGCACAAAGUCUCUGAGCCGAAGGAGGAGCAGCAUACAUCUGACAUUUCAGAACCCAGCCAAUCACAGGAAGAGAAAGAUUCGCAGCUGAUCAGCAGCCCUGAAGAUCGACCUGUAGAUGUGGAAAAGAAGAUAACAUAUCAAAAGUUGGUAAAAGAGGGACGCAGAUUCAACAUCGACCUUGUCUCCAAGUUGAUGUAUUCACGUGGUGCACUGGUGGAUCUGCUCAUCAAAUCUAAUGUGAGCCGUUACGCAGAGUUCAAGAACAUUGGACGUAUCCUCACCUGCAGAAAUGGAAAAGUGGAACAGGUCCCGUGUUCACGGGCAGAUGUGUUUGCCAGUAAGCAGCUGACUGUGGUGGAGAAACGCAUGCUGAUGAAGUUUCUCACCUUCUGUCUGGACUUUGAGCAGCACCCAGAGGAGUACCAGGACUAUACCGAGAAACCAUUCAGAGAGUUCCUGAAGAACAAGAAGCUCACUGAGAACCUGCAAGACUUCGUACUGCACUCCAUCGGUAUGGUGACGCAGCAGACCCUUACGGCGGAAGGACUAAAGGCCACGCAGCACUUCCUGCGAUGCUUGGGACGCUACGGCAACACUCCCUUCCUGUUCCCUCUGUACGGCCUGGGAGAAAUCCCACAAUGCUUUUGCAGAAUGUGUGCCGUAUUUGGAGGAAUUUAUUGUCUGCGACACUCAGUGCAGUGCCUGGUUGUGGACAAGGCGUCUAACAAUCUUUUUUUAAAGUUUUUUAUUUUUUUUAUUCUAAUUCUCUUUCUCCAUCUUCACAGGCAGAUAUCUCGAGCAGUGCUCAUCACAGACAGAUCUGUACUACCUUCAGAAUCUGAUCAGCAGAUCUCAUUGGUGACGAUUCCUCCUCUGGAAUCUUCUGCACCAGCUGUGAGGAUGGUGGAGCUUUGUUCCUCCUCCAUGACCUGCAUGCCUGGCACCUAUUUGGUCCACUUGACCUGUUCAUCAUAUGGUACGGCCCAGGAAGAUCUUGCUCCAGUUGUAUCUGAGUUGUUUCACGUUUCCACCAUUCUUGGAGAGGAACCUUCAGAAAGUGCAGAGGAGAGAAGCAAGCCGGCAGUGCUGUGGGUCAUGUACUUCAACAUGAGGGACACAUCAGCCCUGGACAGCAGCAGCUACAGCCUGCCGAGCAACGUUCACGUGUGCACCGGUCCCGAUGGCAGCCUGGGCAGCGACUGCUCCAUUAAACUGGCUGAAUCCGUGUUUCGUCAUAUCCUCCCUGAUGAAGAGUUCUGUCCUCCUGCGCCCAACCCAGAGGACAUCAUCUACGACGGCGAUGGUCCGCAGGCCGAAGGGCCCGGCUUUGACGAGAGUGCUAAUACAGAAGCCGAUAAAAGCCAGGCAGAGGAAGAAGGUGCCGCCCAUGAGAAGAGUCCAUCGACUGAGAGCUCUGAUCCUGCAGAGAUGGACAGUGUUACCCAGUCGACACCGUCACACACAACCCCGUCCUCUGAAGAAUAACCCCUUUAGAGACACUUGUUCAUUUCUCCACAAUCCCUGAAUAUAUGGAAUCCAAAAUACAUCAUGUUCAUCUCCAAGUGGGCAAAACCGAAGUUCUCAAUCCUGUUAUGUUCUUUUUUAUACAUUUUAUGUGCCUUUCUUUUACAGUUUCACACUCGAUGCCUGUUUUAUUUUGACCGGUUACUGUAAGAUGUUUAUGCAUUUACUUUUUAAAAACCAAAAUGCUCCGAAUGUAUUCACAAUUUUGCAUGGUUCAAGCAAGGUGCCUAUCAUAUAUUCUGGAGUUAUUCAGAUGACUGAGAUUAUAAUGAUUUUGGUCACAUGCAGGACAAAUACUCUUUAUUUUGGCAAGAGGCUGCUUCUUCAAACCUUGUAUUUCAGAUUGCUAUUUGAAUGCUGUCUGUCUUUUCAUUUCGCCUUAUGUCUAUUUUGUGUCUUCACAUACAAAUUUACGCUAUAAUUGUUGCUGGCAUUAAAUAUUUAAUUGAA